AGUUAUACUCAUUACCCAAAAAGGUUAGUCGGACAUACAAGCUUCUAAAAUAUUAAGUUUAGAAACCUGUGGAGUCAACAUUAGCAGAGCACUUCAGCAAAUCAUGAACUAACAUUAGCAUUUGUAUGCUUUGCUAGGUAUUGAAGGUAUACUGAAUGUAUGCUGCUUUAGCUUUUUAAUGAUUGUAGUGAAUAAAGACCUACCCGGCUUUAAAGGAACAGUGCUGAUCUUAAUUUCAUUGUCUUCUGUUUCGAUCGCCGGGUGAUGUGGUCCUUCACUUUUACACUGUGAUCUGUUGGCUUUAGAUUCUGUCUUUAUCUUUUUAACCUGUUUCGGCUGCUGAAUCAGUUUGACAUCCUGCACGUAUCCUUCAGACGCAUAUUAUAGACCAUAGACCGCUUCUCUCUAAAAUAGCCUUUUUUUGUUUUUCCAAAAAGUAGAUGAUAUUUCUUCAUAGAGUGCAGUUAGUUACCAAGGAGCCCACAUUGUCACUGACUGUGUGUAGCAGCGGGGGCGGGACUUAGCAAAGGGUGAAUUUGCCUCGUUAGCAGUGCCGAGCUGGAGCCAGCAUGCAUUUGCAAAAGUCAGAACCUAUGCACAGAAAGGAGUCAUCUUGCUGUGUUGAAAGACUGCUGAGCUGCCAGUCCCUUUUUCAUAAUAAUUUUACAUUAUAUUGUUCAAAUUCUUGUCUUGCCUGCUUGUUUGGUAAGUUGGUUGAAAAGCAUCUUUAAUUGAUUUGUAUUGGCUGUACAAAACACAAUCCAUUGUUCAUUUUAACUUAUUGUUCCCUGUGUUCCUGCAAAAAGACAGUGUUUGUUUCCUGCAGGUGUUUUAAAUAUGAACAUUACAGGACAGUCUGCUGCUGUUAUGAUUCUAAUUGGGUUGUAAUAAAGUUGUAAACAUGGUGAUUAAACAAAUAGUCCUUGUGCUGCAGUUUGUUUGAGCACUCUUGCAUUAUGGGUAGUGUCCCCUGAUAACUAAUGUAUGAGCCCAUGUGCUGCUGGCAUCUCAAGGCUUUUAUAACUUAGAUCUUUGCAUAAUUUAUAGUGCUUUGUUUUUCGUUUGGUCACUUGAUCAAUCGGAUGACAUGGCUCUGCACUGUAAGUGGGGAUGGGGAGGAGCCACUCAAGAUGCAAUCUGGUGCUUUUGUUACACUGAUGAGUCCGCAAUUUUUAUUACCUGCACUAAAGGGAGGAUGCUGAUAUGAGAUUGAUGAGGAUGUCAAAUCUCUGGAGAAUUUACCUGUUUUCUUUAGUUCAUAUAGAGUCACUUUGUUCCUGAAUAUUCAGCUCAGUUAUAGAUUCCAAGGAACUGCCUUCCACAACCUAGAUAAGCUUAUUAUACCAUAACUAUGACGCUUAUUUUUGAAAAUAGAUAUUUGGCAGAACACUGAGACUUGCUGUAUUGAAGUAUUUAUUUGAAAAAAUAAAUAAAUCUGCAAUUCGAUUAUUUUCAUUAUUGAUGUGUCCACAAUUUGUAACACAGUAACAUGGUAAUGCUGUAUUUGUGGUAUGCACCUUAACCAUCAGGUCUUCGGUAGAAAAUGUAAUUUAUUAAAUUUAGUCAAAUCCUGUUCGUGGAAGUUAUAAGAUUCAACAGUAACUCAGUAUGAUCUUUUAUCGACUUUAACAGAAUCAUAUUGUGUUGUAACAAUCUGAUCAUGAUAUUAAUCUACACAUUUGUGAUUUCUAAAGCAGUGAUUUUGAGCAAACUUUGAUCACAAAUUUUCCAAAAUAAGUACAAUUACUGGUUGUUGUUGUAAGAGUUUGUUCUAAUGUAAUGCAUAACGAUGGAAUACAGUUCUUUGCUUUAAUAAUCUAACAUUUGUAGCAUCAUGAUGUGUAUCUAUCGGUAAUUAAUCUUGUAAGUACAAUGAUAAGGAUUUGAACAAUUUCGCCCAGCACUCGUAUUUAGACUAAAGUGAAAUAUGUAACAGUCAAGAUAAGAGAUGUAAGUGGAUUUUGGCUUUUCUACCUCUAGUCCAUUUUGUUCUGCUACAGUGGUUAACUGCACUGUUACAUAUUUGAGAGACCAUGUUGUGACCCACUAAAAAAUCCUCCACUGCCAGUUAUCAAAGACGAGCAGCUUCCACACCUCCACUUUAACGGUUGGAAAACAACAGCGAGGUGUCAUUACUUCACUGUCACCAGCUCAGUUUCACAUUUCGCAAAACUGAAUGGGUUUAUUUUGACAUAAAACAGACAAUACAAUUCAUGGGGACAAAGCAGCACUACUAGGUUCCAUACAGUCUACACAUGAAAGGAUGUUGCUGCUUCUUUUUAGAGGUCCAAGCUGUGCAGGGUAGACCUUUUCACCCAUUAGUAUUUAUCAUAUUCAAAAAUGUUCUUUAUUUAUUUUUCAGUGCAAACUAGUUUUAACUUAAUUAUUUUGUCAAUAUGGAUUCAAAAGCUCUGUAAAUUAAAAAGUCAGUAAAAAGAAAAUGAAACAAUUUGUAAAGGCAAACACUUUGUUUGUUUAGCACGGUGGGUCACAACCAAUUUUUUUUUACCUCAGAGACUAUAAUAGCAAGGCUCUAAGCAGGGAAAUGGGCAAGGGGAUGAAAUCCAGCCAGUCACGAUGGUGUCCUGUUCAGAUGGCAUCCUCCAGUGCGAUGGCACAUGGGGGAGCACCUCAGCAGCACCUGAACUAACUCUUAUUAGUCUACUGACUCUCAUUCACUGACUUGUGAAUUGGAAGACACGUUUUUCCACGUUUGAGUGAUUUGCUGGCUCAGAGUGGGCCUUUUAGGGGGUGACUAUGCACGACAGUAAGCAUGAUCGGUCUGUGUACAUACAGUAUAUAGUAUUGUUUAUCUGUGUGUCUUUAUACGACAGGAAUCUAUGCAUUUUCCGGUUAUUUCUGACGAUUUGAUAACCAACGAUUAUUACCUAUUCUUGAGGAAAUGAAACAUCAAUUAACAAAACUGGUAAAAAAAAAUUAAAUGUGUUGCUUCAAAAUGUAGAGGUUGCUUCAGAGCAUUUCACCCUUCUUUGCUGGCAGACUAUAAAAUCAACAUUGAAGGUGCAUGCUGCUAGCUACGUGGAGAUGCUGGAGGGUGAGGUGGCUUAACAGCCCAAAGAUUAAAGAUUAAAUUCCACCCUUAAAACCACUGGGCGAGUCUGGUACAGCCUGACUCUGGACGCAAAAAACUGAGAUCCCAUAAGCACGAGCUUCAGGCCCAGUCGAAACAAUUCAGCUUAGCUGGCUUAUCCAGCGUCAGGCAUUUAUGCGAUUGUAAAAUCACAAAGUUGCUUUCAGCAGUUAAUGACGACGACAAAUUAGCAAUUGAUUUGUAACUUUUUUUUUUGUCACUUUUCACCAAACUUAUAAACAAACCUUCGGUGAUGUUCCAGUGCAUCUGUUUGGUGUUCAUUGCGACUGUGCCAUUAAUGAAAAGAUCUUAAAGCAUUGCUUGGCCUUUCAGAGUUAAAAGUUGUGAUUUCUGUUAUCGAGACAUCUCUGACAGUCUGUCAACACCAGAGCACAUGAACAGGAAGAGGUGGAAAAAGAACUCGAUGCCGGAGGAGAGUCGAUCGAAGGAACACAGACAGCGGAAGAAAGAAAGAGACAAGCUGCUUUUUUUUUUUUCUUCUUCCAGGGAGCGCAAAAACCCUGCAAUUUAGGGCAUCUUGACUUUUCGAGUAAUCCAUAACUGUGAUUGCUUCAUUCGCCUCUCCACACCCUAUCUUAAACACUGUCUGCUUGUUCUUGUUCACCCCCUGCAUCAUAAGUUUAACCACUUAUCCCCACCUUCACCAAAGAGAUAUGAUGGAAGAUAUAGGCAAGCAUUUUCAUUUGGCAGAAUCACUUGGAGGGAGCUGUGGUUUGAUUGCGGUGAAAUGAUAUGCGUUGACGUAGAGCAGAGUGGGAUUGACCUGUUGCGCUGAGAGCUUCAUGAAAGCUGAAGACACGGAUAUCUGUUCAUGAUAUGUCUUAUGGGCCGCAAUGAGAGGACUGCGUUAGACACAGAGCAUUGGAGCCAUUCUUUCUUUCAGCACCCAGUCAACAAUCUCUCCAGUUUCUCUGUUCAUUAAGUUUGAAGGAACAUCGUUGUUGGCCUAUGUAAAUGAGAUACAGCGUUCCCAUGUCAACUGAGGGGAGAUUUGGAGGAAGCUGUGGAAACGACUUCCCUCUUCAGGGUGGCUGUCUGUGCAGGUCUGCGUUUUCUCAUGUGAAAAGGAUCAAAGCGAUCUCACUCAGCCCUGUUAAGAAAGAUAGAUGUACGAAUGUGGGGAAUCAAAUCCGCUUCAAAAGGGAACACCACUGGGAGCCAGAGAGAUGAGAAGGCAGUGAGAAAAUAGGGAACCAGUGUGAAAUCGCUCCUGUUUCGCUGUAAGAGAAGAGAACACAGCUGUCUCCUGCCGUCCACAGACUGUUCACGUGGGCAGGCAAUAAGGCUUGACAGAAGAUGCGACGGGGGUGGUGGCUCGUCAGAUGGCUGGGGACAGGAAUGGCAAUCCUCUCUUUGCUAACCCACAGCUGGGGCCAGGACACAGAAGACUGGCAGUAUGAGGAAUGCAAGCUGUCCCGGCCAGGCCCCCCUGCAACCAUAGUGACCAUUGAUGAGGAGAGCCCCAACGGUACCGUUUUGGUGGAAAACAUGCAGAUAAAUGGCCGAGCCCAAGACCCAGGCAGAACCAUCUCACUGACGUUGCUUGACAACUAUUACUACUGGGUGAUACUGGAACCAGCACGACAGAGGCUCUACCUCAACAGCACCGGGCGCAUUCUGGACAGAGACCCACCCAACUACAUCACCACCAUCGUGGUUCAGGUCCAGUGCACCAAUGAGCUGGUUGGUACUGUCAUUUUCCACGAGGUACGGAUUGUUGUGAGGGACAUGAAUGACAACACCCCUCGCUUUCAGCAGCCACGCUACUAUGUUGCCGUAAACGAGCUCACACCAGUUGGAACGACCAUUUUCACUGGCUUCUCAGGAAAUAAUGGAGCUACGGACAUUGACGAUGGGCCCAAUGGACAUAUAGAAUAUGGCAUCCUUUACAACCCCAAUGACCCGGCAUCAAACAGUACAGUGAGUGUUGCAAACACCCUUUCAGGACACAUUAUUCUGGCAGAGAGGCUAAACUAUGAGGAGAGAACUCGCUACCUGGUUUUGGUCCAAGCUAAUGACCGCGCUCCAUACCCACCCAACAGACGAACUGCUACCACAACUCUGACUGUGGACGUUCUGGACGGAGACGACCUGGGCCCCAUGUUCCUGCCCUGCGUUUUGGUGAACAACACCCGUGACUGCAACCCCCUCACCUACCGUGUUGCUAUCCCUGAAUUCACUGAACCGAGCAAACUGAACCCACUGAAUGUCACCCCUGCAAUCCGGGCCGUGGACAUGGACAGAAACAUACAGCCUCCAUCCGACAGACCUAUAAUUCUUUACUACAUCCUGGUUGGUCAUCCAGUCACAUAUCCAGAGUAUUUCUCCCUGAAUAGAACCACUGCAGAGCUGCGUGUCCUGCAGCCUAUCAGCAGGGAUUUGUAUCAAAGGUUCACUCUCAUCAUCAAGGCUGAACAGGACAACGGCCACCCCCUCCCAGCUUAUGCUGACCUCAUUAUCGAAAUCCUGGAUGAGAAUAACCAGGCACCAUAUUUCCAGUUUUUCACCUAUCAGGGCUAUGUGAGUGAGUCCUCCCCAGUGGGUACGACUAUCUCAGCCAGUGCCAACCUCACUGCCCCACUGGGAAUCAUCGCUCUGGAUAAUGACAUUGAGGAGACGAAAGACCCCAUGGUGAAGAUUACCCUGGAUGACUACGCUGCGAUCUUCAGCCUGACCCCAACUGGGAUGAUCCGCUACCUGAGGCUCAUCAGACCUGUGGACCGGGAGAAGCAGAUGGCCUAUACCUUCACGAUGGUGGCAACAGACGGCGUCCAGCAGAGUAUCCCAGUAACUGUCAACAUCCUGGUCAUUGAUGCCAAUGACAAUACGCCCACAUUUGCCGAGGUCUCCUACAGCGUUGAGGUCUUCACAAACAUGCAGCCUGGGGAAACGGUACUACAGUUAACAGCAGCAGAUGCUGAUGAGGGACUGAAUGGUCUGGUGACCUAUGAGAUACUGGCUGGUGCCCAGGGACAUUUCAUCAUUACUAAUCGCACUGGACGCAUCACUGUGACGCCUGACGUCACUUUAACUGUGGGACGAUCUUACGCACUCACUGUCAAGGCCUCUGACAAUGCGCCAGAGACCCAGAGAAGGAGCUCCAUCACUACAGUGUACAUUGAAGUUUUGCCUCCCAACAACCAGAGCCCCCCACGCUUCCCUCUGCCCGCCUACAACCUGGAAGUCAGCGAGGCCAUGAGGAUAGGAGCUAUUCUGCUCAAUCUGCAGGCCACAGACAGAGAAAACGACCCGAUCACAUAUCGCGUUGUGAGUGGGGAUUCCCAGAAGGUCUUCAACCUCUCUGAAACGAUUGGCCUCCUGCUUCUGAGAGAGUCUCUGGACAGAGAGACCACAGAUCAGUACCGUCUGAUUGCCACAGCCUCCGAUGGGAACCCUGGAGGGACAUCCACUACUACUGUGAACAUAGUCGUCACUGAUGUCAACGAUAAUGACCCUGAGUUUGACCUCACCAUACCCACAAAUUUUACUGUCCAAGAAGAAAAGGCCAAUUUGUUUGUCGGACAAGUCACGGCCACAGAUCCAGAUGCAGGGGUUAAUGGACAGGUGCUCUACCGGAUCGUGAAUCAACCAGACUUGUUUAUAAUUGGUGCUAACGGUAGCAUCUACACAAGAGUGCCUCUUGACCGGGAGCUUAGGAGCCAAUAUGACCUGGUGGUAGAGGCCUCAGAUGGGGCAGUGGAUCCACGGCGGACCACCUUGACCGUCUCAGUCCAGAUCACGGAUAUCGAUGACAACAGCCCAGUCUUCUCCCAGCAAACUUAUGCGGUUAACGUACCUGAGAACAGCCCAGUGGGAACUCUGGUCCUAAAGCUAAGCGCGGUUGACUCAGACCUCUUUUCCAAUGUCACGUAUCGGAUCAAGACUGAGUCGGCCAGGCAGCUGUUUUCUCUAAACCCUGUCACUGGGGAGUUAGCUGUGCUGCAGACCCUGGACUUCGAGGACCUGGCUGGUAUGGGCAUGGGGGCCUCUUUCACUUUCCAGGUGGAAGCUGUCGACCAACGAGGGGUCAUGCCCCCAGGGCAGACCACCGUCACAGUCCGCAUCACGGACAUGAAUGACUUCUCCCCCAUCUUCACCCAAGAUCUGUAUAAGGGCUUGGUGGCGCCCAAUGCAGAGAAAGGAACUGUCAUCACAACUGUUUUUGCUGAGGACCGAGACCCACCAGGUACUCCGGCAAGUUUUGUCCGCUACAGAGUGGACCUGGACAGGUCACCGUACAGCGGGAGCAUCUUUGAUGUGGAAGAGGUAACUGGAAGAGUCAUCACUAAGGUCAACCUCAAUGAAGAGCCCAGUGUCACCUUUAAGUUGUUUGUGAUAGCCUAUGAUGAUGGAGAGCCUGUGAAGUCUAACGGCACUUCGGUGGAGAUCACUGUUCUUCAGCCUUCCCGCAUCCCGAUCUUCACCCAGGAGGACUACAGGUUUCCUCUGGUUAGUGAGCUGGCUCCAUUUGGCACACCGGUGGGGACUAUUCUAGCUGCUGCUGUCAAUCAAACCAUCUUCUACUCCAUUGUGGCAGGAAAUGAACUAGGUCAUUUUCGGGUGAACAACAGGACCGGUGUCAUCUCCAUAGCUAAACCUUUGGAUUACGAAAAUGUGACCAGCUAUGUCCUCCGGGUGCAGGCAGACUCUAUGCUGGUUGUCAUGUCCAACCUGCGGGUGCCUUCUAAAACUAACACAGCCAAGGUGUUCAUUGAGGUGCAGGAUGAGAACGACCACCCUCCCGUCUUCUCCAGGAGGCUCUACAUAGGCGGCGUGACGGAGGACACCAAGAUUUUCAGCACUGUGCUCAAGAUAGUGGCCACUGAUAAGGACACUGGGAAUUACAGUGAGAUGGCAUACCGCCUGAUUAUCCCACCCACACCUGAGGGCCAGGACAGCUUUGUCAUCGAGACAUACACGGGUGACGUCAAGUCGGCCACCAUGUUUCGAAAUAUGCGCAGGUCCUACUUCAGGUUUGAAGUUAUUGCAACAGACGACUAUGGAAAAGGUCUCAGCAGCAGGGCUGAAGUGGUGGUUUCUGUGGUCAACGCGUUGGACAUGCAAGUUGUUGUGUCCACUGUCCCGCCCACUUUAGUGGAAGAGUAUAAAGAGCAGCUCAUUAGUGUUUUGGAGCGCCACAUCCAGGAUCAAAUUCCAGGUGCCAAAGUGAUUGUAGAGUCAAUCGGGCCACGUCGUCAUGGGGAUGGCUUUGAACUAGAGGACUACAGUAAGUCGGACCUGAUGGUGUACGCCAUUGACCCGCUCACCAACAGGGCCAUUUCACCCAAGGAACUUUUCAAAUUUCUCGAUGGGAAUGUGCUGGAAAUCAACAAGGAGUUCCAGCCAUAUCUUGGCGAGGGCGGCCGCGUCCUGGAGAUCCGCUCCCCGGACAUUGUGGCCAGUGUGAAGAAGGCGGCCCAAGCUGUGGGCUACACAGAGGGAGCUCUCCUGGCCCUGGCCAUCAUCAUCAUCCUCUGCUGCAUCCCUGCCAUCCUCAUCGUCAUGGUCACCUACAAACAGUUCAAAGAGCGACAGGCAGAGUGUGCCAAAACUGCCAGGAUCCAGAUGGCUUUACCACCAGGAGGGAAAGCAGCUCCGGCGGGUGCUCCCAGUGCUAACCUCUAUGAGGAGCUGGGCGACAGCAGCAUCAGGCGAGGCAGACAGCAACAGCAACUGCUGAGGCCAUCUCUUCUGAGACCUGAGGAACUCUCAAUGGAGUCAGGUAUCGACCCAGGCCAGGACUACACACAAGACUACUAUAAUUACGACCAAGGGUAUGACAUUCCUCAGUAUGGCAGCCGGAGGAGGCUGAUACCUCCCAUGUAUGAUGAAUAUGGAGAGGUGAUCAUGGAGGAUGAUGGGUAUUUCUACAGUCCUCAAGGCGCCGAGCCUGGGAAAAAGAAGCGGAUUAAGCUGGUGGUAGAUCGGGAGAAUGAGACCAGCUCCACAGGGGAGGAGAGCACCACAGAGACUCAGCGAAACCGACUCCCCAACAGCCACAGCAACAUCAACGGGAACGUCUAUCUCGCACAGAACGGCACUAUCGUCCGAACUUGGCGGCCACCCCACCCAAACAACUUGAAGGUGGGCUCUCCGUGCCGGCUCGGUAAGCAUUUUAAAAAACUAGAGAAGUUGGGGGUGACUCAUGAAGAACCCCCACCCAUUCUUGGCGUUGAUGACACAGGAAACGAUACAGAAAAUGGAGCAGGUACAUGUGUUCCCUCUAACGUGGACAUCAACCUCAACAGUCGGCCCUCCUGUGGCUCCCUUGGAUCGACCGUCACAGAUCUUAAAAGUUUUGGGUCCAAAACCAAUAUUUCCAAGGUCUUGAUUGACAGAAACAGCAGUGGCCCUUGUGUCAAUGAGGAGCAGGAGACUUCAGUUGACAACCACAAGGAGAGUAGGGAGACACUGGAGUCUCACAGUGACCACACAUUAUCAGACGAGGAAGAGUUAUGGAUGGGACCCUGGAACAGCCUGCACAUACCAAUGACAAAACUCUGACUUACCAUGCAGAAAAUACAUCUCCUUUUUGUUAUUUUCCUAUCUUUACCACUUUGUCUUUGUGAAGAAAAUGAUCAUAAAAAAAUGAUUGCGUGCCUCAAGUGGAUAAGCUCUGAUCACUGUCUACAACAGGCGAUUGCACUUCAAGUCAAAUUUGAUUUAACCAUAAUACAUUAAGCUUACUUUCACCAAGCAUUUAUCAAAGACAGGGCUAUUACAGAUGGGACCAUAGCGCUGCAAGGCAAUGAGUGCCUCAAAGAAAAAUGAAUUUUUAUGUGAACCGUUGACUGUAAUUUUAAGUCUUUAUUCAAGACAGAAGAUGGGCCUCCUUUAUUGAGUGAUUCCAUGUUUAACUUUAUUUUCUCAGUUUGAGUUUUUUUGUUUUUUGUUAAACAGAUCACAAAGAGAUUGUAAUUAGUUCCACUAUAGAUAUUUACAGAAUUGUGAUUAUACAGUAAAGUAAAAGAAAAUUAUUUUGCUAAAAGCAUUUUACUUGCAAAUAAGUAAGAUUGUCUUGAUUAUUUUAUGUCGUGAUCACUUGACAAUGUUUUUGGAAAUUUCUGAAAUUAUAUGAAAUUAUUUUUGUCUAUUUUGUAUCUAACAGAGAUGGAGAAUCUAACAUAUGACAUUAAAGACAAAAUA
This is a messenger RNA of Anarrhichthys ocellatus (wolf-eel), 10258 nucleotides long. RefSeq names its product protocadherin-15-like. Gene Ontology annotation, cellular component: plasma membrane; catenin complex; stereocilium. NCBI's taxonomy places the organism in Eukaryota, Metazoa, Chordata, Actinopteri, Perciformes, Anarhichadidae. Bases 4409 to 9616 code for a protein of 1735 amino acids. The transcript is spliced from 38 exons. Gene Ontology annotation, biological process: multicellular organism development; cell migration; cell morphogenesis. Gene Ontology annotation, molecular function: calcium ion binding; cadherin binding; beta-catenin binding. The record is from RefSeq and is a predicted model, not a curated record.